CGCGCACUGUGGGCGAAGCGCUGCGGGGAGCAGAGGGGGCCGGACUGGAAACCAGGACUUGCAGGGCCAUGGACCUGGAGAGCAAAGUCAAAAAGAUGGGGCUCGGGCACGAGCAGGGAUUCGGUGCCCCCUGUUUGAAGUGCAAGGAGAAAUGCGAAGGGUUUGAGCUGCAUUUCUGGAGGAAAAUCUGUCGGAACUGCAAGUGUGGUCAGGAGGAGCACGAUGUCCCGACCAGCAGCGAGGAAGACCGCAAGGUGGGGAGGCUAUUCGAGGAUACCAAGUACACCACCCUGAUCGCCAAGCUGAAGACGGACGGGAUCCCCAUGUACAAGCGUAACGUCAUGAUCCUCACCAGCCCCGUGGCGGCCAAGAAGGACGUCUCCAUCAACACCGUGACUUAUGAGUGGGCCCCUCCUGUGCAGAAUCAGACGCUGGCCCGCCAGUACAUGCAGAUGCUCCCGAAGGAGAAGCAGCCCGUGGCCGGCUCGGAGGGGGCACAGUACCGGAAGAAGCAGCUGGCCAAGCAGCUCCCUGCCCACGACCAGGACCCGGCCAGAUGCCACGAGCUGACGCCUGGCGAGGUGAAGCAGAUGGAGCAGUUCGUGAAGAAAUACAAGAAGGAGGCGCUGGGCGUGGGCGACGUGAAGCUGCCCAGGGAGGUGGACGCAGGCGGCGCGGGGGACCAGAGCAACGUGGACGACGCGGACCCGGGCGCGGACCGGGGCAUGGCUGCGGCUGUCGGGGCGCUGGAGAAUAAAUCUGCAGCCCCGAAAGCAGCCCAGUAUUCCUGCUACCACUGUAAGCUGUCCAUGAAGGAAGGCGAGCCGGCCGUGUACGCCGAGCGGGCCGGCUAUGACAAGCUGUGGCAUCCGGCCUGCUUCGUGUGCAGCACAUGCAACGAGCUCCUGGUGGACAUGAUCUACUUCUGGAAGAGUGGUCGUCUGUACUGCGGCCGGCACUACUGCGACAGCGAGAAACCACGCUGCGCCGGCUGUGACGAGCUGAUCUUCAGCAAUGAGUACACCCAGGCGGAGGGCCAGAACUGGCAUCUGAAGCACUUCUGCUGCUUCGACUGCGACUGUGUCUUGGCUGGGGAAAUCUACGUCAUGGUUAACGACAAGCCCACGUGCAAACCGUGCUACGUGAAGAACCACGCGGCGGUGUGCCAGGGCUGCCAUAACGCGAUUGACCCCGAGGUGCAACGCGUAACGUACAACAACUUCAACUGGCACGCGACGACGGAGUGCUUCCUCUGCUCCUGUUGCAGCAAGUGCUUGAUUGGCCAGAAGUUUAUGCCCAUUGAGGGGAUGGUCUUCUGUUCAGUGGAGUGUAAGAAGAUGAUGAUGUCCUAAGGAGCGAGCCCCCGGUGAAGAUCGAGACACCCCUGGGCUCUAAAGAGGUCUGCACUUCUACUGUAAAAUGAAUUUGGGGCAUGGGGAAGUGACGUUGAAAUCAUCUUAGAAGUGAAUGCAGAGUGAGUGUAAAACGCAGUGUUUAUUCUGUAUGCUUUCCUUUGCUCUUUCCCUUUGUGAUAUUGGUUUAAGUGGGCACGGCAGUUGCCCUGGACAGUCCUGAAAUGUGGACAUUUUUGUUCAGGAAGUCGAGACAUUUUUAUAUUGAUUAUCCAUCCCAAUCAGGGCCAGAUUAACACAAGGGCUUAAAUGACCCCAGAUGAUGGUCUUUAUAAAUUCAUCCCAUCCCAUCAAAUCUUGGCUUUUAAAGGGGAUACUACUCUUUUAAAGUGCAGGGAAUCGAGCAGCAUGAGAGGAGCUUGCUUGUCCCCAGAAGUGUCUCUAAAUAUCUCCUGCCUCAAUUAGCCCAACUGAGGGUGGAGUGAUUAAUGCAAACUUGUACUUAUUCCACCAGCCCCGAGCUCCCCAUUUCCAAGAGAAACCUUGGUGAUUGUUUGGGAGAGGUCACUGAGUGAUAAUACCUAGGAUAGGGGAAAAGUGUUUGAGGUGUAGAGGUGACAUCUAAGCCAUGUAUAUGUUUAUUCUUCAGGGUGUUUUGCUGCACUAUGAGGGGUCCUUAAAUUUGGAGGGCAGAAGGAGGACCUCCUCAACCCCACUUUGGUAACAGCAAACCACAGGGUGCAGUGCGGAGCGGAAGAGGGAGUCUCCUCACUCCUGCUUCUUCCUUCCCGUCUCCUCCUUCGCUCUCCUUCCCUCGCCCCACCCCCGAGACAAAAGACUUCCUGGCCCCGACUGCCCAGGCCACCCAAGGUUCCCCUGCAACCCUUCCCUCACUCUGGCUGGUGAGGCUGUAAUGACGUUAUUGAGGAUCUUGUAGGGGCCCCCACUAGACUCUCCGGCCCGAGGCCCCGACUUCUCUUAAUGCUGUCAUGCCUGGCUGCCUAGUCUCCUCAGCAAGCUCCUUAGCACUAAUUGAUCCAAGAACUGGACCUGCCUGGCUCAGGUUGAGAAGGGUGGAGUGGUUUAGUGUUGGUUUGUCCCACAUCAACAGGACAGGGUGGUGGUCCAGGCUGGAAGGAAUAAUUGGGGUGUCCACACGGGAAGCCUUGACAAGUUACAGUCAGUCCUUUGUUGCCUCUCUCCUGUGACUGUGUCUCCUCUGGCCGGCAACCUAGUGGUUUCCCCUUGGUCUCACAGGGAUGCAAUGCUUCGGGUCUGUGAGCUUGGGGAGUUCUUCUGGGUCACGAGGUACAGUGUGGCCUUCCCUGGGGGGGUUGAAACUCUGACCUAUGGUAGUAAGAUUAGAAUUUCCAUCACGGGUCAGAGUGUCUGCUGGCCUUUUAGAAACACCUAGAGCCUGCUUUUUAGAGUGAAGCCAAAUAUGUGCUAAUUUUUAUGUAUUAGUCCCUGGGGCCUCUUUGUAUGAGUGCACUUUUCUUUGGAAGGCUUGGUCUUUGAAUCCUUCUAAUUCUGGCUGAUCGUGUACUUUUUUUUCUUCCACCCGACACUUCGCCUUUGCCUGUAAGUUGCCAAUGAUGAACCAGAGCUCUCUAUUUACAAAAGCGUCAAACUAUGCACCUGGAAGUGGAGUGGUAUGUGUAUUAACACUCCCAAUUAAAGGCUUUGAUCACAUA
Messenger RNA from Tachyglossus aculeatus (Australian echidna), 3046 nucleotides. RefSeq names its product testin LIM domain protein (gene TES). The transcript has 7 exons. Bases 69 to 1352 code for a protein of 427 amino acids. Gene Ontology annotation, molecular function: zinc ion binding. The record is from RefSeq and is a predicted model, not a curated record. NCBI's taxonomy places the organism in Eukaryota, Metazoa, Chordata, Mammalia, Monotremata, Tachyglossidae.